GAAAGCAAAAAGAUGGCUGCGUCCGCAGUAGAAACAUGCCAUGUCGCUUGUUGUGCAAAUCGUACCCCACAUGUUCUUUCGUGGGGUAGAAAUGGGAUUAUUGCUUUUGGCACUAGUGGGUCUGUUGCUCUGUAUGAUCCUCAGAACUACAGAGUUAUUGCUACCCUGAAUGGACACACUGGAAGAGUGAACUGUGUCCGUUGGGUUCCACGAAAUGACUAUGGCCCUGAAACUGAACUUCUCUCUGGUGGUACUGAUAAUCAGAUAUUAAUCUGGGGGAUUCAGGAUGGUAAGUUCACAAAGACUGGGGAGCUUCUUGGUCACACUGGUCCUGUCAUGAGUGUACAUGGGAUUGAUCAGAAAGAGGAAGGCUUCUCCCAGAUUCUCAUUGCUUCAUCUGCUUCUGAUUCUACGACCAGAAUUUGGAAUAAGCAAGGUUCAAAGACACAGUGCCUUCAGACUAUAUCCUUUGGAAAUGGAUUUGUGAUGGAUGUAUCUCUGGCACUUUUGCCAGGUACUACUGUUCCUAUUUUAGCUUGUGCUGGUGAUGACAGGAAAAUCCAUCUAUUUAUAAGCCAAAAUUCCCAGUUUCACAAGGUUCAUUCCUUAGUAGGACAUGAGGAUUGGAUUCGCGGCGUUGAAUGGACUGUCUGUGGUAAAGAUAUAUUAUUAGCCAGCUGUGCUCAGGAUUGUGUAAUCCGGCUCUGGCGAGUAUUUAUGAAGACAAGCUCAAGUUUUGAUAAUGCAGAAGAUACAAUCAAGCUGAAGCAGGAUGAUUUUGUCUUGGAAACAAAUGGACAUUUAACAACAUUUGCAGUUACUUUGGAGGCUGUACUGGCAGGCCACGAAAACUGGGUAUAUGGUAUACAUUGGCAGAAUCCCCUUUUGAAAGAAGAUGGCAGUAUUCAACAGCCAAUGUGCUUACUUUCUGCUUCAAUGGACAAAACUAUGAUUUUGUGGGCUCCUGACGAAGAGUCUGGUGUAUGGCUGGAACAGAUUCGAGUUGGUGAGGUUGGAGGAAAUACUCUUGGAUUCUAUGGCUGUCAGAUUAGUCCAGAUGGGUCUUUGAUAAUUGCUCAUGCAUUUCAUGGAGCUCUACAUCUCUGGCGCCAGAAUAAUUUCACAAAGGGAGAGUGGACUCCAGCUGUUGUUCUUUCUGGGCACUUCGGUAGUGUACAGGACCUAAGCUGGGACCCUCAGGGAGAAUUUAUAAUGAGUGUUGGUUCUGACCAGACUACUCGACUAUUUGCACCCUGGAGAAAGAAAGGUCAAACAAAGGUAUCAUGGCAUGAAAUAUCCAGACCACAGAUCCAUGGGUAUGAUUUACAGUGUUUAAGCAUCAUCAAUGGCUUCCAGUUUGUCUCUGGUGCUGAUGAAAAAGUUAUCAGAGUUUUUAGUGCUCCAAGGAAUUUUGUGGAAAAUUUCUGCAACAUUGCUGGAUUACCUUUAGAAAAGGUUCUAGCUUCCAGUAAUUCAGCAGAUCUCCCAGAAGGUGCCAGAAUACCAGCUUUAGGACUCUCAAAUAAGGCUGUUUUUCCAGGUGAUUCUAAACCUGAAAAAGAUGAAGGCCAGUUUUCAAGCAUUUCUAAUCAGUAUUUGGAAACUUAUUUCCAGUCAGUCACACUCGCAGAGCCACCAACAGAGGAUCACCUUUUACAGAACACCCUGUGGCCUGAGGUUCAAAAGCUGUAUGGUCAUGGAUACGAGAUAUUUUGUGUAGCCUCCAACAGUGCAAAAACAAUAAUGGCUUCAGCAUGCAAGGCUUCAAAAGUGGAUCAUGCAGCUAUAUUGUUAUGGAGUACCUCAGACUGGAAACAACUCCUCAGCCUUCCACUACACAGCCUAACAAUCACCCAAAUGGCCUUUUCUCCAGAUGACAGAUUUCUCUUGGCAGUGUCUAGAGACAGGACAUGGUCCCUUUGGAAGCAUCAGCCGCAGUCCCAUUCUGAAACUGGUACUUGUUUUAGUCUUUAUGCUCAUACCAAUAAACAGACUGCCAUACACAGCCGAAUUAUCUGGACGUGUGAUUGGAGCCCAGACAGCAAAUAUUUUGCAACAGGAAGCAGAGAUAAGAAGGUUAUAAUUUGGGGAGACUGCACCUCCAGUGGAAAUGAUUCAGCAGCUAUAGUUCCCUGUUCUUCAGUACUGGAUGUUGGAGAUUCUGCAACUGCAGUUAGUUUUGCAUCAGUCCAAAGUAUAGACCAGAGCUAUAUCCUAGCAGUUGGCUUAGAAAGUGGAAAAAUAAUUCUAUUUAAGUGGAAGCCGUGUGUCAAUUUCCCCAUGAUUGCUGACUGGCAUAAAUGUGUAGAAUUCAACGAUCUUCAAUGUCAUACUCUUUCAAUCAAGAGACUGCGCUGGCGACCUUGUUUGGGCAGAGCUGGCACUGAAGAUGACCCCAAGAGCAGUGAAUUUCUGCAGUUUGCCAGUGCAGGAGCUGAUAAUUGCGUCAGGAUAUUUAAUGUAAAUCGACUCUGUCUUUAAUUCACAGAACAUGAUGUGUUUAAUGCUCCAGUUUAGAAUUCUCAUUUCACAGCAGUCAGCAGGACACUGUUAAGCUCUGAGCUUGUCGGUUUAGGCCUGCAAUUUAGGCAAUUUCUUAUAUUUCUUAUAUGUACAGACCUCUUUAAUGUAUCUAAUAAAUUGUAUGUCAGCAUUUUA
Messenger RNA from Polypterus senegalus (gray bichir), 2658 nucleotides. It is a transcript of the gene elp2, whose product is annotated as elongator acetyltransferase complex subunit 2. Gene Ontology annotation, molecular function: protein binding. Gene Ontology annotation, biological process: tRNA wobble uridine modification. The transcript has 22 exons. Lineage: Eukaryota; Metazoa; Chordata; Cladistia; Polypteriformes; Polypteridae. The coding region runs from base 13 to 2481 and encodes 822 amino acids. Gene Ontology annotation, cellular component: elongator holoenzyme complex. The record is from RefSeq and is a predicted model, not a curated record.